CGAUCGCUGCACCGUUGCCGUGCUGCUCUGCAUCCACCUUAUCUGCUCUGUAGCUCAGACUCUCAGAUCAGAUGUGCGGUGGUUCGUUGCUGUGCAGGUGGCUGGGAAACCCGCACCGCUUGUUGAGAAACGUCAGAGAAACCGUGACAGAAAUGCCUCGUGUUCUGCAUGCGGAGCUGCUUUCUGGACUUUCUGCUAAGAAGAAGUUGGAUUCCAUGGGUUCCAAGAGGCGAAGAGCAACCUCGCCGUCCAGCAGUGUCAGCGGAGGGGACUUCGAUGAUGGCCACCACUCCACGAAUAUCCCAGGCCCCAGCAGGAAGAGAAGGAGGCUUUCAAAUCUCCCGACUGUGGAUCCUAUUGCUGUAUGCCAUGAACUUUACAACACCAUCAGAGAUUACAAAGAUGAACAGGGCAGGCUCCUUUGUGAGCUUUUCAUUAGGGCACCGAAACGAAGAAAUCAACCAGACUAUUAUGAAGUGGUUUCACAGCCAAUUGAUUUAAUGAAAAUCCAACAGAAGCUGAAGAUGGAGGAAUAUGAUGAUGUGAAUGUGCUGACUGCUGAUUUUCAGCUUCUCUUUAACAAUGCAAAGGCUUACUACAAGCCCGAUUCUCCUGAAUAUAAAGCUGCUUGCAAGUUAUGGGAGUUGUAUUUGCGCACAAAAAAUGAAUUUGUUCAAAAAGGAGAUGCUGAGGAGGAGGAUGAAGAUGAGGAAGGACAUGACAGUCAAGAACUAUCAUCUCCAGGUUAUCUGAAGGAGAUUCUUGAACAGCUUCUGGAAGCUGUAGCUGUUGCCACGAAUCCAUCAGGACGCCUGAUAAGUGAACUGUUCCAGAAGCUACCUUCUAAAGUGCAAUAUCCAGAUUAUUAUGCAAUAAUAAAGGAGCCCAUAGAUCUUAAAACUAUUGCCCAAAGGAUUCAGAAUGGAACUUAUAAAAGCAUUCAUGCAAUGGCCAAGGAUAUAGAUCUUCUCGCAAAGAAUGCCAAAACCUACAAUGAGCCUGGAUCCCAAGUGUUCAAGGAUGCAAAUGCAAUUAAAAAAAUAUUUAAUAUGAAAAAGGCUGAAAUUGAGCACAGCGAGCUGGCCAAGUCAAGUCUCCGACUCAGGACGCCAUCAAAUUUGACUGCUUCCAAGCUGACAGGUCCUUCCUCACAGGGUAAAGGCAGUGUGGGUGAUGAGAGAAAUUCUUCUAACAAAUAUUUUCGUAACAAAAGAUCAGCCCAGGGGGAUCGUUUAUCAGCAAUAACCAUGGCAUUGCAGUAUGGAUCAGAAAGUGAUGAGGAUGCUGCUUUGGCUGCUGCUGCUCGUUAUGAAGGAGAGUCUGAAGCUGAGAGUAUUACUUCCUUCAUGGACACUUCUAAUCCUCUCUAUCAGCUUUAUGAUACAGUUAGAAGUUGCCGAAAUAAUCAGGGCCAGCUAAUAUCUGAACCCUUUUUCCAGUUGCCCUCCAAGAAAAAGUAUCCUGAUUAUUACCAGCAAAUUAAAACACCUAUUUCAUUGCAGCAGAUCAGAGCUAAACUGAAGAACCACGAGUAUGAAACAUUAGAUCAGUUGGAGGCUGACCUGAACUUAAUGUUUGAAAAUGCCAAGCGUUACAAUGUCCCCAAUUCUGCCAUCUAUAAGAGAGUUCUGAAAAUGCAGCAGGUUAUGCAGGCAAAGAAGAAGGAGCUUGCUCGGAGAGAUGACAUUGAGGAUGGGGACAGUAUGAUUUCUUCUGCUACAUCUGAUACUGGAAGCUCCAAAAGGAAAAGUAAAAAGAACAUGCGAAAGCAACGAAUGAAGAUCUUGUACAACGCAGUUCUGGAAGCUCGAGAGUCGGGCACAGGCAGGCGGCUCUGCGACCUGUUUAUGGUUAAGCCAUCCAAAAAGGACUAUCCAGAUUACUAUAAAAUUAUCUUAGAGCCAAUGGACUUGAAAAUGAUAGAACACAACAUCCGUAAUGAUAAGUAUGUAGGGGAAGAAGCCAUGAUUGACGACAUGAAGCUCAUGUUCCGAAAUGCAAGGCAUUAUAAUGAGGAAGGCUCCCAGGUAUACAAUGAUGCCCAUAUGCUGGAAAAGAUCCUGAAAGAAAAAAGGAAAGAACUGGGACCACUGCCUGAAGAUGAUGAUGUUGCAUCCCCUAAACUAAAGCUAAGUAGAAAAAGUGGCAUUUCCCCCAAAAAAUCGAAAUACAUGACCCCAAUGCAGCAGAAAUUGAACGAGGUGUAUGAAGCAGUUAAGAAUUACACGGACAAACGGGGCAGGCGGCUGAGCGCCAUCUUCUUGCGGCUGCCGUCUCGGUCUGAGCUGCCCGACUACUACAUAACCAUUAAGAAGCCGGUUGACAUGGAGAAGAUCAGAAGUCACAUGAUGGCCAAUAAAUACCAGGAUAUCGAUUCCAUGGUAGAAGACUUUGUGAUGAUGUUCAACAACGCUUGCACCUACAAUGAGCCAGAAUCUUUGAUUUACAAAGAUGCCCUGGUCCUGCAUAAAGUUUUGCUUGAAACUCGAAGAGAGAUAGAAGGAGAUGAGGAUUCUCAUGUGCCCAAUGUCACUUUGCUAAUUCAGGAACUUAUCCAUAACCUUUUUGUAUCUGUUAUGAGCCACCAGGAUGAUGAGGGCAGAUGCUACAGUGAUUCCCUAGCUGAGAUUCCUGCUGUUGAUCCCAACUUCCCGAAUAAACCUCCUCUGACUUUUGACAUUAUCCGAAAAAAUGUUGAAAAUAAUCGCUAUAGACGACUGGAUUUGUUCCAGGAGAACAUGUUUGAGGUACUGGAGAGGGCAAGGAGAAUGAACAGGACGGAUUCAGAGAUUUAUGAGGAUGCAGUUGAACUUCAGCAGUUUUUCAUUAAGAUUCGAGAUGAACUCUGUAAAAAUGGAGAGAUUCUUCUGUCGCCUGCUCUCAGUUAUACCACCAAGCACCUUCACAAUGAUGUAGAAAAAGAAAAGAAGGAAAAGCUACCCAAAGAAAUAGAGGAGGAUAAACUCAAAAGAGAGGAGGAGAAAAGAGAAGCUGAAAAGAGUGAAGACUCUUCUGGCUCAGCUGGGCUGUCAUGCUUGCAUCGGACCUACAGCCAGGAUUGCAGCUUCAAGAACAGCAUGUACCACGUAGGAGACUAUGUCUACGUGGAGCCUGCUGAAGCCAACUUGCAACCUCACAUAGUCUGUAUUGAGAGGCUAUGGGAAGAUUCUGCUGGAGAGAAAUGGCUAUAUGGCUGUUGGUUUUAUCGACCAAAUGAAACAUUUCAUCUUGCAACAAGAAAGUUCUUGGAGAAAGAGGUUUUUAAAAGUGACUAUUAUAAUAAAGUUCCAGUUAGCAAAAUUUUGGGUAAAUGUGUGGUCAUGUUUGUUAAGGAAUAUUUUAAACUGUGUCCUGAAAACUUUAGAGAUGAGGAUGUGUAUGUCUGCGAGUCGCGUUAUUCCGCUAAGACAAAAUCUUUUAAGAAGAUUAAACUGUGGACUAUGCCUGUCAGCUCUGUAAGAUUCGUCCCACGCGAUGUGCCCCUGCCUGUGGUCCGUGUUGCUUCUGUAUUUGCUAAUACAGACAAAGCAGAGGAGGAGAAGCACUCUGAUACGUUAGAUGACAGUAAGGUGGGGGAAAGUAUCCUUCAUCUCGAAAAGGACAAAGAAGAUGUACCAGUAGAAAUGUCUAAUGGGGAGCCUGGUUGCCAUUACUUUGAGCAGCUCUGUUACAAUGAUAUGUGGCUUAAGGUUGGGGACUGCGUCUUCAUAAAAUCGCAUGGAUUAGUGCGGCCUCGGGUAGGGAGAAUUGAAAAGAUGUGGGUGCGAGAUGGAGCUGCGUAUUUCUUUGGUCCAAUCUUCAUCCAUCCUGAAGAAACUGAACAUGAGCCAACUAAAAUGUUCUACAAGAAGGAAGUGUUUCUGAGUAACUUGGAGGAGACCUGUCCUAUGUCGUGCAUUUUGGGCAAGUGUGCUGUUCUGUCGUUCAAGGACUUCCUCUGCUGCAGACCAACUGAAAUUUCUGAGAAUGAUGUUUUCCUGUGUGAGAGCCGCUACAACGAAAGCGACAAACAAAUGAAGAAAUUUAAGGGGCUCAAGAGAUUUUCACUCUCUGCAAAAGUUGUCGAUGAUGAAAUUUACUAUUUUAGAAAACCCAUAGUUCCUCAGAAGGAACCAUCUCCACUUCUGGAGAAGAAAAUCCAGCAGCUAGAAGCAAAGUUUGCUGAGCUGGAAGGAGGCGAUGAGGACAUGGAAGAGAUGGGAGAAGAGGAAGGUGAUAUCACUGAAACACCUUCCAUGCCUCAGCUUCAGACCCCGUUAUCUAGUGAAUUGGAUAUCAUGCCUUAUACUCCACCGCAGUCCACUCCCAAGUCUGUUAAGGGCAGCACCAAGAAGGAGGGAUCAAAAAGGAAGAUCAACAUGAGUGGUUACAUCCUAUUUAGCAGUGAGAUGAGAGCUGUGAUUAAAGCUCAGCACCCAGACUACUCCUUUGGAGAGCUCAGCAGGCUUGUAGGAACUGAAUGGAGAAACCUGGAAGCAACAAAGAAAGCAGAAUAUGAAGAGCGGGCAGCUAAAGUUGCUGAGCAGCAGGAGAGAGAGCGAGCAGCACAGCAGCAGAAUCCCUCCCCCCGGGCAGGCACUCCUGUCGGGGCUCUUAUGGGGGUGGUGCCGCCACCAACACCAAUGGGGAUGCUCAAUCAGCAGUUGACACCCGUUGCAGGUAAAACGUAGGAGCUACGACCAUUUUUCCUCAUCCACUGUAUCAACCCCCUUCAUAACUGAACACACUCUUGGGUCACUUUGUUCUUACGGAGGAAAACGCUCGGCCUCUUCAGUCUUCCGUCACGGUGAAUAUGCGUAUCUGCAGCAGUAGGGUGGCAGCCCCGGUGCCCUGCCCCAGCAGUGGGCGUUCUGAUGGAAACACAGGGAAGAAGCCUCCUCCUUGUGAGGCAGGCCUGUGCUGUUUGUAUGCAGUUAUGCUUACUGGCUCUACUUUGCAGAAGUCGUGUUUGUUCUCGCUGCAGCAGUGGUGCUGGGAGCUGAAUACUCUUUGAGUGUAAGCAGCAUCAGCGGAGGUGGUUCAGGAGGAGACAGAGGACUUGUUUUUGUUGUCGGGAUGCGAGAGGCAAAAGAAAAUCCAAACCAAAUUUAAUAUCGAAACUCCAGAAUUAUGAUUAGACAUGAGUGCAGCUGGCUAGGUUCUGGAGUCAUUGCAAAACCAAGUAUGAAACGUCAGCACUGCUGGUUUUUAUCAGGUGAUUUGCAGAAUAGACCUCAGCUUUGAGAACUCUUCUCUGUGGUUCCUGUUGGUUUUUUUUCUUGUUGCCAGUCAUACUCCAACUUGACUCAUAGGCAGUGUGUCCAGGUCCUACGUGAAGACUGCAUAGUCCAUAGGAAGUUCUUUUAUGAGAAUCAGCUGUACAUCUUGCGAGAGGAUGGAUUAGGUCUGACCUGAUGCGUUGCUUUUCUUCUCCCAUUUCUGAUUAGGAAGGAUUGGGUAGCAUCAGUCAAGGUUGAAAUAGUCCUGAAUUAGGUAAAAGUGAAUAGUUGGAUGAAUGACUAGUUUUUUGUUUUCUUUUUGUUGUGUGGUUUGAUUUGGUUUGUGAGUUCUUGGUUGUUGGUUUGUGUUUUUUUUUAACUUAAGGCAUUCAAAUUAUUCCAUUUAUUCUUUUGUUCUUUUUUCUUUCCUGCCUUGCAGGCUGUGGCCAUACUUAGAACUGAUGGCCUGAAGUAUUUUUCAUCCUGGUUUCUAAACCCUUUUUCAGUGCAUUGGUUGGAGGGAUGCUUAGACUGAAGGCAUAUCUCUUACACAGUUUACCACCUCCAGGUUACAAAAGCAGUUGUUUAUACUGAUAUUUCUUUUUGCCUUAAAAAAAUAAAAUGUAAGAAACACCUUUGUUCUUUGAACACCUUUCAGAUUUUGUGUCUUGCGGUGGUGUUUGUGUGCGUGUGCACAUAUUUCAAAAAGAAAGAGAAGGAAAACUAGCUCCAGUGCUGGUUUGUGAGUAAUCUUUGAUCUCGAUGAGGUGGCGAUGACUAGGAAUGUCAUCAUCUCAUGGUUGUUUUUUUUCUUGGUUUGGUUCCUGCUUUUUCAUAUUGUCUCAUUUCCAGCUAUGUGUGUUCCCUGCCAUCCUGCAGCAGCCUCCUCAAAAAGCACACAUUUGUUCAAGGCCAUCAUCUUACAGUUAGCAGUUAGAAGUUCAAGUCUCGUUACUCAGCCAUUGUGAAAUACUUCUUUAGGAGGAUGACCAAGUGGAUCUUUAUAAACUCUUGCUGGUUUUGUCCCAUUUGCAGUCUUUCCUCUUUUGGUUUCCACAAGUGUCUUAUUCCAUGCAGACUUUUCAAACCUUCCUCCAUCUUUGAGUCACAGUUUUAAGCCCAUCUUUAAGUCACGGUUGCUUUUCUCUGUUUCUGAGAUCUUUUUCAUCGUAAGACUUUUUUACAGUCCACAGGUGCAAGAAAUCAUGAUGCCUUCUGAGAUGCAUUUCUCUCAGCACACAGUGCUCUAGUUGCUUUCAAAUUUAGGAGCUACAAUAGUUUAUUUAAUCUCACGUUGUUACGGUUCAAAGAAAUGGGAGGAAGAGUAAGUUGAAAGGCAGUAAAUCACAGCUGUGGGAGCUGAAAAUAGUUCACCAGGUAUACUAGUUUAAAAUCAAAGUGAUAAUUUGUACGUGAGGAAUGACAGUGGCUGUUUGUAUAACCUUGUGAUGAGCUAAAAAAACAGAUUUCCUAUGGAGACUUUUCUACAGUGUCAUUAAUCUAAUCAGCUGCUCAGUAUUUUGUUUGGAAAUGCAGGAAUGGGCUUUUGUGAUGGACAAAGAUGGGUUUGUUUCAUUGGAAAUUUGGUUCUGUUUUGUAUUUUUUGUGGGUUUUGUUUUGUUUUUUCUUCUCUUUAAAAGCUUCAGAAGCUUACAGAGGUGCACUGAUGGUGUGACUGCAGUGUGGGGUGCACUGCAAGUACCAGGCAGCAGCUACAGUAAAAGCACAUUAUUCCAGGGAUGCUUUUAUCCUUUCUUCUUUUAUUUCUGCCAUUAGCAGUACAGAUUGCACUGUAUUGAUAAGGUGGAACAGAUAAGCUUCAAGAUAUAUGAAAUAGUAUCCAAAAUCAGUGUCAGUCUGGGUGUCCUGUGUAUUCAAAGAAAACGAAUGUUUGAAGAUCAGUUCUUUGUUCCAAUUCAGGCUUUGGAAUUGCAGGUUUCUCACCUUUGUCACCCUUGCUGGGCAGGUGACAAAUCUGGCUCACAUGUUGGAGCCACUCAAGCUGCUCGGAUCUUGAGCUCAGACUGAAAAAUGUUCAGUCAGAGCUGAUGUUGAUUUAUUUUUUUCCUGACAUUUUUAUUCCAGAGAUCUCUGCUUUGAAAGUUUCUUUUAUGGGUUACUUGGAGUGUGGCAAAGACUUUGUACGUUAUUGCUUGGAGCAGGUUACAGAAAGCCCAGCAGUUCUCAUUUCUAAACUUACCUUUCUUCUUUAGACUUGCUUCUGUCCCCUCUCAAUCUUUUUGUUGCCUUUCCAACACCUUUCCUUGUUUCUCUGAUUUAAAAGCCUAGAAAACAAACAAGAAAAUAGGCAAGUUUAAGUUCUAGCAGCUAGCAUUACCUGCAUUGUCUGGGUGCACUUAAAUGAUGGCAGUGAACCUGAGUCACAACUGGAAUCAGCCCUUAAGUUGUCUUCCUCACAUGCUGAAAAACAAAAUUAUGAGCAGCAGUGCAGUAUCUUUGUGUUCCCUAUUAAGAUGCUUUGAGAGCAGUGGGGUACGAUGUGAUUUUCAGCCAGGGGCCAGAUGAGUCCUUGUCAGCUCUUUUACCUUCAGUCAAGUGCUGUGAGUGCAGGUCUGCAGCCCAGUGCUCUCCGGCCCCACGCUGUAGUGACUUCCUUGAUUUGUACUGAAAAUGGUAUAAGAGCAGUCAUCCCUGUCACUGCCUUUGAUUUUAAGCAUAUGGACUUUUAAAUGUAAAUUUUGCAUAUUCACUGCAGAAAAAACGUGUAGAUCUUUAUUUUUUCUGGUCAGGUCUCUGAGCCAGCCCACAUGCCAGGGCUGUGUGCAAGGCUCGUGUAGUUAGUGUCGUGUUUGUAACCUGUAUGCAGAUGGCAGAGCUUUAAGCCGCGUUAAAAUCGCUUGUUAGUAACAUUUAAUUGUGGCUGAAUUUAUCCCUUGUGUUAACAUGUCUCAGUAUUCAGCAUUUAUUGCCCCCAUGAGAAGCCUACGAAUACACUAAAUACUAAUUCAUCAACAGUGCAGUGUUUCAUAUCGAUAACUUGAUUUCAUUUUUGCGAGAUACUAAUUGUAGUCUCGUCUUGCUCUACUAAGGGUGCUUUCGAUUUCAUUUUAUUUUUUGUGGAUAGUGCAUGAUUUACUGUAUAGAUCAUAUUGCAUGUCAUUGAUGCAUGUUUGAAAUUU
Messenger RNA from Lagopus muta (rock ptarmigan), 8338 nucleotides. RefSeq names its product polybromo 1 (gene PBRM1). The coding region runs from base 72 to 4670 and encodes 1532 amino acids. Gene Ontology annotation, cellular component: RSC-type complex. Gene Ontology annotation, biological process: chromatin remodeling. Lineage: Eukaryota; Metazoa; Chordata; Aves; Galliformes; Phasianidae. The transcript is spliced from 27 exons. Gene Ontology annotation, molecular function: chromatin binding; protein binding. The record is from RefSeq and is a predicted model, not a curated record.